Messenger RNA from Salvia miltiorrhiza (redroot sage), 1495 nucleotides. Its product is annotated as RGG repeats nuclear RNA binding protein C-like. The coding region runs from base 178 to 1305 and encodes 375 amino acids. The transcript has 5 exons. NCBI's taxonomy places the organism in Eukaryota, Viridiplantae, Streptophyta, Magnoliopsida, Lamiales, Lamiaceae. Gene Ontology annotation, cellular component: cytoplasm; nucleus. The record is from RefSeq and is a predicted model, not a curated record. Gene Ontology annotation, molecular function: RNA binding.
GAAUGGAAGGCUAGUAUUUAUCUUGAUUUUGCGUGAUGACAAAGGCUUUAUUUUUAUAAAUCACAUAAUAAUAUUUGUAGGGUUUAGAUUCGUCAAUCUCAAAAGAUUAUAUAGGGUUUAAUCUAAUCGCAGACAUUUCAGUUGGAUCGACUCUUCUCUCUAUUUUCGUCGACGUCAAUGGCGUUUAAUGGCAACGCCUUUGCGCCAUUAGAAGUUGACGACGUCGAAAAUCUACUAGCUCACGUUUCGACCGUCACCGUCAAAUCAGGUGUGCCGCCAUCCGCGGUGGAUAAACGGAACGAUAAGAAGGCGGCCUUCGCUUCAUCUCACUCUUCUUCAGUGCCUAAUGAAAAGUUGAGCAUUAACAAUAGGAAGGGCCAAAAUAACAGAAACAGAGUAAACGAGAGGAUAAACGACACACGACAAAACAGAAAUGGAGGCAAUGUGAACAACUGCGUCGGUAUCGAGAGGCAGAAUAGAGUCAAUCCAAAUAACAGUCGCAAGCCGGCGGCUUUCAGGUCUAACAACGGCUCGAAGAAAGCAACUAAUGGCAACUGUAGUGGCCACGAGGAAGUGAUUGAAGAAGAAGAAGGGUGGCAGAUUGUUAGGAGGUCUAGGUCUAAGGACUAUAAACAAAGUAAUGCCAAUCAAAGCCGACCUUCAACAGAUGUCAAUGUUGCUUGUAAGGAAGAAGAGGUUAAGGUGUCCGAUGAUAAGCAACAUCACGAAGAAAAUGGUGGUGAUGGGGAAAAGCUGAAUGGUGGUGUCCAAGUUGCAGAUGAAGCAAGGGUUGAAGGGGAUGAAGCUUUAGUUAAGCAAGAUAAGGUACUUGUGAAGAAGGAGGAGACUGAGAGAUUACAAUUGGAAGCAAAAAAAUCGGCUGAAUUGGAAGCAAAGAAAAAGGAAUUGGAAGCAAAGAAAAUGACACUGAAGCAGUAUGAAAAGCUUCUUGAGGAGAAGAGGAAGUUUAUGGAAUAUAUGAAAACUGAGGAGCGGAUAGUCGCACUUGACACAGACUUCAAUUCUAUGCAUGUGAUUGCGAAGAAGAAUGAAGAAGAAGAAACCAAGCUCAACCCUGCUUCUGACCAUCACAAGAAGAAAGCCGCAAACAAUAAAAACAACAAAAUUGUUCUUUCCCAACCACAUGCUGGAAGAUUUCCUAGACGAAAUGGAAAUGGCGUUUCCUCCGCUCGUCUAGAAGGUUCCGGAAGCGACCCCAAAGCUGUUAGUGUUCCGCCACCUUCGUUCAAAGAUGUUCAACAGUUUCCAGCUCUUGCACUCAAUGGAACUACCAAAGGAAAAUAAUUGUUUUCCUUUUUCUUUUUUCUUUUUUCUUUUUUUGCUUACUAAGAGAAAUUUUGUUAGCAUAUAUUGAUUUAGUUAAUUGUUUUGAGCGUUUAUCUAAAUGGUUUUUUUGGUGGUUAUUGAAUUGCUACAUACUUGUUGCACUUUUGGUGGUACGCUAUCUAUAUAUUAUACUAAAGCUACAUCUAUA